AUGGCUUCAGACAUGGAAGGAGUGAAAGAAAUUGCGACGUUAAAAAUAAGCUCAUGGAUCCAUGCGAAUGGUUUUCGCGAAGAUUUAUGGGCUGUUCAGUCGCUGACAGCAAACGUUUGGGACAAUUAUGUUGAUGGUGAAUUCGGAAAAUUGAUUUUACAACGAAGCUCGAAGCUUAGAGUGGAUGAAAGAUUAUUUCAUGAAGAAAACCCGGGAAAGAAUUUUCAUUUCUCUUCCAUCAAGCAAUUUUCUGCGAGCAACAAAAAAAAAUGUUAUCCUUGUUGUAGUCCCGAAAAAGUCUCGGGAGUUAAAGAAGUAUACAUUAAAUCCCUGACAGAAACACUGCUCCAGGAACCGCUAGACAAUAGAUUGUAG
Molecule: messenger RNA, 375 nt
Organism: Clunio marinus
Lineage: Eukaryota; Metazoa; Arthropoda; Insecta; Diptera; Chironomidae
Source: the annotation of a GenBank genome assembly